This is a messenger RNA of Onychostoma macrolepis, 1301 nucleotides long. RefSeq lists its product as uncharacterized. The transcript is spliced from 3 exons. The coding region runs from base 77 to 817 and encodes 246 amino acids. Lineage: Eukaryota; Metazoa; Chordata; Actinopteri; Cypriniformes; Cyprinidae. Gene Ontology annotation, cellular component: external side of plasma membrane. The record is from RefSeq and is a predicted model, not a curated record. Gene Ontology annotation, biological process: negative regulation of T cell proliferation; positive regulation of T cell proliferation; cell surface receptor signaling pathway.
UCUUCACUUUCAUAAUCACUUUCUUCUGCCACACAGCACACAUCUAACAGCUUCCAGCUCUAUUCUAAAACAGAAGAUGUUAGUCGUUAUGCCAUUUUUAAUUAUUCUCCUGACAUCAGACUAUAGCAAAGGUGAAAUAGAGCUGCGUGCUGUCAAACACCAGACAGUGAAUUGCAAUGAGAGGACUGUCUUACAAUGCAGCGUCAGCUCAUCAAUGCCGUUGAACGUUGUUAAAGUCUACUGGAAAAAACUAAAUGAGAAUGAUUUUGAAUGUGAUCCAACAUCCAGCUAUAAUCCUCUAGGAUUUGAGUGCAACUACACAGGGGAAGCGCUGACAUUAACCAUCUCAAAUCCCACACCAGCAAACAUGGGCAUAUACUUUUGUUGCAUGCAGACAGACUCCGGACAUGGAGCAGAAAAAAUCAACGUGUCUGUAGGACAAUGCACCGGAGAAUUCUCCAACCAGAUGGCUGGACCCAAACAAAUGCAGUGCAGCUUCAAUGGUGUGUACCCAGAGGCCAUAAUAAACUGGUAUCAUUAUGACAAGAACCUAACUUCCAACUCUACAACCACAAGCCUGGAGAACUCCGAUGGAACGUUCAACGUCACAAGUGUCCUCAACAUCCAGGACGAUCAAAAGAGAUACAACUGCUCACUGUGGUCUCUCAAGCACGGACGAUACCUUGAUCAAGAGUUUGAAGUGGCAGAUCAUCCUGAUUUCAGCCCUGUUAGCAGGAUCAGCACACAGCAUUGCUUAUCAUGGACUCUUAUCCUUCUUAGCCUGAUGUUUACAUUGAGAGCCUGUUUGUCUUUAUAAUCUUUACAUGGUAGCUCAACCCAAAUAUCACAAGCCCUGAUGACAAAACCAAAGAUCCAAGAAGAAGAAGGUUCAUAAAUGGAAUUUGCAAGAUAAACUGAUCAUCUAAUCAAUAUAGUGGUAGAACUUCGCCAUGUGGUAGGUCUGGAUCAAAUUAAGGACCAGGGAAUACCUGAAGACAUGACCACUAGAUAUAGCACUGACAAUUGACCCACAACUUCUCUUUUACUGAUUCUUGACUGGAUUUAUUAACAAACCUCUCAAAUGAAAAACCCAAACUAUUUCAAACAGCAUUGACGCCCCAGUAAACUCAAAGCUGGCUGAAGGGAAGGUGAAAUCCUGCGAUUACAAAACAGCAACCGGUGAAAUAAGACUGAAAAUAAAUUAAAAAUGAACACUAUUUAUACAUGUGCGCUAACUAAAUCUGACUAUUCUAGUGAUUUUCACUGAUCCAUGUAUCCAAAUAUAUAAAACAUUUCCUACU